Dioszegia hungarica is the source of this 897-nucleotide messenger RNA. RefSeq lists its product as uncharacterized. Lineage: Eukaryota; Fungi; Basidiomycota; Tremellomycetes; Tremellales; Bulleribasidiaceae. The transcript is spliced from 7 exons. The coding region runs from base 1 to 897 and encodes 298 amino acids. The record is from RefSeq and is a predicted model, not a curated record.
AUGUCUAGAGAUUCCGGAGGAAGCCAGGCCGAUCUCCUCCCUAUGCCCCGCGGCCCUACUGGCACCGACCCUCCUGGCGCUGCUAAGUCGACGCCUGUGGCAUCAAUACCCUGGUACCGAUCAUUCGCUACCCGGGCCUCCCUCCUCCUGGUCACAUCGAUAAUGAUAGCUAUACUACUCUACCUCGCCUCGAGCUCGAUAGACUCGGCGCGGUCAAGAUUCGGUCUGGUCGUCGUGGAGUUACCGCCGAGCUCGUACAAGCUAGCACAGGCAGCGCUCCCUGCCGAGCAGUCCGACGAAGAGGCUCUGCGGAAACGAGCAACUGGGACGUCGCUCACUAUUGACCCUUGGGACUGGUGCAUCGCCGCUAGCGCCAGUACAGCUGUCAUCCUUAGUCCCGCCAACUUUCCCCCAUUCCUCCUCCGCAUGCUCUUCACUCAUAUCCUAGCUUCCAUCGGCAGUCUUGGAGCGCUGAUCAUGAUCGGCUUGUAUUUGUGGCGCUUCCGCUCGUGUACCGAUGGAUCUGUUCGGCCCGGUUGGCUGCAGUACGGCCCAGCCUUAGCGACCGCCAUACUUUCCACGAUCUCUUGGGCCGCAGACUUGUAUCUCGUUCACAGCAUAAACGACCACAUCCCCUCUUCUCCAGCCGCAUCUGCAUCAGGACUCCGCCUGACUGGAAUAGCAGCGGCGGUCGCCUGGCUCCUGGUGCUCGUUUGGGGCGGACCCGCCCUCAUUCGAGGCAUCCGAUCGCACUUCCAACAACAGCGGCAGUACGCCAAUUCGUACCUCGUGGGACAUGGUCGAGGGGACAUCGAAGCAGGAGAGCUGGAUCAUGAUUUGCCUGAGGAGAAGACGGUGCAGGAGGAGAUCAGAGGACAAGAGGCGGCGAGAUCAUGA